Molecule: messenger RNA, 1536 nt
Organism: Ustilago hordei
Lineage: Eukaryota; Fungi; Basidiomycota; Ustilaginomycetes; Ustilaginales; Ustilaginaceae
Exons: 4
Coding region: 1-1536 (511 amino acids)
Biological process (GO): regulation of DNA-templated transcription
Cellular component (GO): nucleus; chromatin
Molecular function (GO): DNA binding; zinc ion binding
Source: RefSeq, a predicted model, not a curated record
AUGCCAUUUCGCAUCGAGUAUAGUCCUUCAGCUCGCGCUGGAUGCAAAGGUCCAAAGCCUUGUGCUGGUACCAAGAUAGCAAAGGGAGAGUUGCGUCUUGGAAGUCUCGUCGAGAUUCAGGGAAACCAGUCUUUCCAAUGGCGACACUGGGGUUGCACUACCCCCAAGAUCAUUCGCAACAUCCAGGAGAAGGAGGGCAUCACCGAUCCUGCUGACCUUGACGGAUACGACGAGCUCCUCGACGAAGACAAGGCUCGAGUCGCUCGCGCUUUCAUCGACGGCCAUGUCGCAAGCGACGAUAUUCCAGAGUCCGCACGUAUUGACCCCAAGGAGGCAGACAAUGCGGACCAAGCCGCUGCUGCCGCAACCGUUCUCCCUCGUCCCUCGAAAGCCUCACUCCAAGCCUCUGCCGCUGGUGCACCACCUGCUACUCCUCCGAGUGUGCCUGCAUCCAGCGUUCCCAACGGCCUAGCUGCCCCAGAUGCUGCUGCCGGAUCGACACCCAAGAGGAAGCCUGGUCGGCCUCCCAAGGACGCUGCUGCUGCUGCUGCUCCCGCCGCCGUUCCUACUCCCUCGCCUCUUCCUCCUGCUCUGACUCCGCCCGUGCCUCAGCCCGCUGUCGCCGAUGUGUCUCCCACCAAGAAGAGAGGUCGUCCUGCCAAUUCGCAGGCUGCCACGCCACCUCCACCUCCGCAGCCAGCAGCUCAGGCCCCCCUCGUACCUGUAGACACUCCUCAGCCUGUGCAGAAAAAGCGAGGACGACCUCCCAAGUCCGCUGUUCCUGCAGCCCCUGCCCUCGCGCCCGUCGCUCUCCCCGCAUCCGUUGCUCCUCAAGAACACAGUCCUCCUCCUGCCAAGAAGCGGGGUCGUCCCAGUAAAGCAUCUCUCGUUGCUGCAGCAGCUGAAGCCGCCACCGCCUUCCCAGCUCCAUCGCAGAUGCCCGUUGCAGGACAGGGUUUGCCUUUUGCCAUCUUCGGAGACGCACCUUCACCUCAGCCCAAGAAGCGCGGUCGUCCGAAGAAGGAAGCUGCUGCUGCUGUUCAGCCAAGUCCCAGCGCUCAACACCCUAUUCCUGGAUCGCAGCCAGCAUACAUCUCACCCGUGGCUCCUGUUGAUCCUAGCCCAGCUGCAGCUGCAGGCGCUCCUCCGGCUAAGAAGCGUGGCCGACCGAAGAAAGAGGUCGACCCUGUCGCUGCCAAUGCGGCCAGUGCAGCCAGUCUUAACCGAGUGACGACACCUCCUCUUCCACGUGCUACCAUUCCUCCUCAGCCUGCGGUUCAGACUUCUCCUUCGGCUCCGCCUAGCUCAGGCAAGAAGCGUGGCCGUCCUCCCAAGGAAAAGACUGAGGGUGAAGAGGCGGCCAAGCGUCCCCGAGGACGACCGAAGAAGGCUGAUGCCGCCGCCGCUGCCGCACCCGCUCCUGUCCCGCAGCCUGUUGCGCCUCUCGCUCCGGUCCCUCAGGCAGCUGCUCCGGCUGCUUCGGUUUCUCCGGCAAAGAAGCCUACCGGUAGGCCGAAGAAGAACCCUCAGGACUGA